Molecule: messenger RNA, 4716 nt
Organism: Cadophora gregata
Lineage: Eukaryota; Fungi; Ascomycota; Leotiomycetes; Helotiales; Ploettnerulaceae
Gene: VPS15
Product: Serine/threonine-protein kinase
Exons: 2
Coding region: 1-4716 (1571 amino acids)
Biological process (GO): late endosome to vacuole transport; macroautophagy; protein targeting to vacuole
Cellular component (GO): phosphatidylinositol 3-kinase complex, class III, type I; nucleus-vacuole junction; phosphatidylinositol 3-kinase complex, class III, type II
Molecular function (GO): ATP binding; protein serine/threonine kinase activity; protein binding
Source: RefSeq, a predicted model, not a curated record
AUGGGACAAGGCUUCUCCCUCACGACGCUCAAUGCGGGCUCUGCGGGCAUUGAUGUCCCCGAGCUCUCGGAUUUGACCUAUGAAAAGUCUAUGGGAGGUUCACGGUUCAUGAAGAGCAUACGGGCACGGCAUCAAGAUGGGUUGGUUCUGGUGAAAGUGGUAGUCAAGCCAUAUGCCAUGAGGCUCGAGAAAUACAAGCGGAAAAUCAUCCAAGAAAGAAAGGCGCUGGCGGAUGUUCCGAAUGCGCUUGCCUAUCAGCGAGUCGUUGAGACCGAAACUGGAGGAUUUCUCGUUCGACAAUACCUCUAUAGCUCUAUUUACGACCGCAUGAGCACUCGACCUUUCCUCGAAGACAUCGAGAAGAAAUGGCUUGCUUUCCAAUUAUUGUGCGGGGUUCGCGACUGCCACGCUCGGGACAUUUACCAUGGGGAUAUCAAGACGGAAAACACCUUGGUCACAUCCUGGAAUUGGCUGUACUUGUCGGACUUCUCUUCUUCAUUCAAGCCUACGACUCUUCCAGAGGACAACCCAGCGGACUUUUCAUAUUUCUUCGAUACUGCCGGAAGAAGGACGUGCUACCUUGCUCCUGAGCGCUUUCUAGCAGCUGGUGAAAUUCCGGACCCGAAGGCACAGAUUACAUGGGCUAUGGACGUUUUUAGUGCUGGGUGUGUGAUUGCCGAACUAUUCUUGGAAUCGCCCAUUUUCAGUUUGAGCCAGCUGUACAAAUAUAAAAAGGGGGAGUUCGAUCCAGUGACAGCUCAGUUGGGCAGGAUCGCCGACAAGGACGUCCGGGAAAUGAUUGCCCAUAUGAUUAACGUUGACCCCGAGUCCAGGUAUACAGCAGAGCAGUAUCUUGAGUUCUGGAGAAAGAAGGUCUUUCCAGAUUAUUUCUACAGUUUCUUACACCAAUAUAUGGGAUUGAUCACAGAUCCAUCAUCAGGAAGAACGCCGAUCUCAGGGGCUACAGCUAACUUAGGGGAAGCCGACGAGCGGAUAGACCGUAUCUACUACGAUUUCGACAAGAUAACAUAUUUUCUAGGCUAUGAGAAUGAGAGAAAAGCAAUCAAAAAGGUUUCAUACGCGGCCAGUGGCUUGAAAGUCUUGCCGGUACAUCUGAACAUACCAAACAAUGAGCACCAAUCAUCCAUCGUUGAGGCGAGGCCGACGGAUGAUGGGACUCUCAUAUUCCUUGCCUUGGUUGUGUCGUCCAUUCGAAAUACUGCACGCGCCACAGCCAAAAUCCGGGCCUGCGAUAUCCUUUUAGCCUUUUCGGAACGCCUGACUGAUGAAGCAAAGCUCGAUAGAGUGCUACCGUACCUGGUUGCAUUGCUUAAUGAUAAAGUGGACAUUGUCAAGGUAGCCGCAAUACGGACACUAACUCAACUUAUGGCCCUAGUGACUGUGGUGUCACCUGUCAAUGCUCAUGUAUUCCCGGAGUAUAUCUUGCCUCGCAUGCAAAUAUUCCUCCCUGGAUCCUCUUCUGAGCCUGGGCCGAUAGUUCGAGCAACCUAUGCAGCUUGUUUAGGUAGUCUUGCGACUUCUGCUUCCCGAUUCCUUGACAUGGUUGCCACCUUGAAAGCGGACGGUUCUUUACCUACCGCAGAUCCAGAAGCAGAAGAUGGUGGUCCUGCAGGUGCAGAGACUCAGGGUCUUUUUGACAAUUCCAGAGCCGAACUCAUUGAGCUGUUCGAGAUGCAUACCAAGGCACUCAUCACGGAUGGCGAUUCCGCCGUCCGACGCGCUUUCCUUGGCUCCGUGCCGGAAUUGUGCAUGUUCUUCGGAACAGCAGACUCAAAUGAUAUUAUCUUGAGUCACUUGAACACGUACCUCAAUGAUCGAAACUGGAUGCUUAAGUGCGCCUUUUUUGAGACCAUUGUAGGGGUCGCAACAUUUCUGGGAGGUACUAGUCUAGAAGAAUUUAUCCUGCCAUUGAUGGUACAAGCAUUGACGGACCCGGAAGAGUUUGUUGUUUCCAGUGUCCUUCGAUCACUUGCUAGCAUGGCAGAGUUAGGCCUCUUCCAGAGAUCGAAAACUUGGGAGCUUGUUGAGAUAGUGGCCCGGUUCACCAUGCAUCCCAACAUUUGGAUACGAGAGGCAGCAGCUAUGUUUCUAUCAUCAGCCACAAUCUUUCUUUCCGUCGCGGACACACAAUGCAUCGUUCAUCCUUUGAUAAGGCCAUUUCUGAAAACAGCUGCUAAUGAUUUCUCCGAGCUUGGUCUGCUUGACAAUCUAAAGAAGCCAAUGUCGCGAGCCAUUCUGGAUCUCUCGGUAACUUGGGCCACUAAGGUUGAUCGGGGUAUAUUUUGGAAACCAGUUCCUCAACUGCGAACUUUCGCGCUCGACUCUACCAAUUUUGGCAUCAUGUCGUCCUAUAGCAAGGAUUCUGGCCAUCAUGCUCUCCAGAGAAUACCAAAGAAUGAAGAGGAUGAACAGUGGUUAGCGAAACUCAGGAACAUGGGGCUUGGGACCGAUGAUGACUUCAAGCUGCUUGCGCUGAGAGUAUAUAUUUGGCGACUUGCUAUGUCCAAGGCUCGAGAGACCACACAGCACCCGGCAUAUCUCAACAGCGUGAUCAAUCUCCGCAAUAUUGGAAUAACUCCACAGACAGUCAUGUUUGAUGAGCAGCAGCCUUUGGAUGAACCACUUCGAAGGCUAAACAGUGGAUCCGAUGGCAGUGACCGGGCCCCUCAUACUAUCGCUGAUGCCCUGCUUGAUGCUUCGAUGACAAUUGAUGAUUCCAUUGCGCGGAGGAGGCGUUCCGCCUUCAAUACUCACAAAGCUCGAGUUAGCAGCCAUGUCGGCUCAUUAUCAACAGUGGCAACUGGGCGUGGUGGUCAGUCUCCUGUUUCUCCAUCCUCGGUCACUUCGUCGUCUCCUAAGGAUAUAGAGCCUUUAUCUUUGGAUCAAACAUCUCGUCGCACGUCCAUUCCAGUCAAGGUGCCAAACGGGAAGGGCAGCGAAGAUGAGGGUGAUUCUGUGCCAGAUACAGGCUCGAGUGUGAAUUCGAGAGAUAGGGAACUACGCCAUGGCAUCCGUCACAAAUCCAGUGCGAUCAACUUGAUGAACCGAAAAGAUUCGACGAAAUCAUUCCCUGAGAUUGGUAUGACUUCUGCGAACGUUUUUGGCAGAGUAGAAGGACCAUUUCCCCACAACAGAGGGGAUUCGUCUGCAUUAGCAUUGGCGAAAGAGAAAGAGAAACACGGCCAGGAUCAGAUUCGCUUCCGAGGAGCUCAUACCUAUGCUGGCAAUGACCCUAGUAUACUGAAAAUGUUGGAUGCCAUGUAUGUGGACAAUUACCCGAACGAUAUUGCUGAGUUUGGUCCCAUGAUUGCAACUUCGAGCAGGCGAAAGAACAUCAACAAAGGAUCGGCCCAGACUCCAGAUCGACCUUGGAAGCCCGAAGGUACCCUAGUGGCCACAUUUUCAGAGCACAUUGGGCCCGUGCAUCACAUUGCCGUUGCUCCUGAUAAUUUGUUCUUCCUCACAGGAGGAGACGAUGGCUGUAUUAAAGUCUGGGAUACUGGACGACUUGAACGCAACAUUGCAUAUCGCUCCAGACAAACUCACAAACAUGCUAAUGAUGCUCAAAUUACUGCUCUGUGUUUUGUUGAGAACACUCACUCGUUCAUUAGUUGUGGUAGUGAUGGAAGCAUCAACGUAGUCAGAGUUGAAUGUGUUCAGGCUAAUGGCACAGUGAGAUACAGCAAGCUUCGAAUUUUGCGCGAGUAUCAGCUUCCUGAAGGAGAAAUGGCCAUGUGGUCAGAUCAUUUCAAAAUAGAGACAAACUCGACUUUACUCGUUGCCACUAAUCGAUCACGAGUCGUUGCUAUCGAUCUUCGGACAAUGGAAAUUCUCUAUACUUUAGAAAAUCCUGUUCAUCACGGAACACCAACUUGUUUUAUCGUUGAUAAAAGACGGCAGUGGCUACUUUUAGGGACUUCUCAUGGAGUCUUGGAUCUAUGGGAUCUGCGAUUCAAAGUUCGUCUUAGAGCUUGGGGAGUCCCAGGAGCUACCUCUAUUUACAGGAUGUGUUUACAUCCCACAAAAGGACGCGGUAGAUGGGUUUGCGUCGCAGGUGGCAGUGGUCACGGAGAAAUGACUGUAUGGGACGUUGAAAAGGUUCAAUGUCGAGAGGUCUAUCGGGCAGGUGGUAGCAGAGACGGACCUAAAGGGUAUGAGCCGUGGCCUGUUGAUGAAGACCGACCUGAGGGCAUGCUUGGGCGAUUUGCAACUGCACUAGAACCAAAUGGGUCCAGCAAUUCUGAUCGAGGUAUGCGAGCUAUGGUAGCGGGAACAGACUCCUACGAUGAUAACCGAGAGACGAAAUAUGGCUUCAUCAUUACAGGAGGAUCUGACAAGAAGAUUCGUUUCUGGGACGUCUCUCGCAUGGAAAAUUCUAUGGUUGUCAGUGGGCUUGAUGUUGAAGAGCUAAAGCCAAGCUUCACCUCUACACAUCCAACAGCUUCAUUAACGCUCAACGCGGAGCGAAUUCCGAGGCCAGGACCAACGGCCCCUAAUGCAGGGGUUAGUUCUCGGACUUCCAAUGCAAGCAAGACAUCAAGCGGGCGACCGCCGAGAUCAACAGUGAUCUCUCUCCAGCAGCAGCAGCUUCUGAGAUCUCACCUCGACUCGAUUCUCAACAUUGCAUUACUAGAAUCUCCGUAUGGAAUGAUGGUGUCGGUGGACAGGUCUGGCGUUGUAUUUGUAUUUCAGUAG